AUUCGCCGGUCACCAUCUCACCUCCCACCGUAUAUGGUCUUCACCGCUUUAACCGGUUACCCCAUCGACUCCGACGAUUCACCGUCAGAGAGUCAAAUGUUACGAAUUUCAACCUCGAAAUCGUUAUCACACCGCUGAGGAAACUUUCACGCGCCGCCGCCGCCGCAAUCCGCGUUUCAUACGAAUCUCUCAGGAAGGUUGAUGGACCAGUCUGGCGGCGGAGGAGAAGAAAAGACUGUAGCCGCGCCGGAGAAGGCGGAGGCGGAGCCGAAGGGUUCGGGGCAGGAGCCGGAUCGGGUUCUGAAUCCGGAUUCAAUCGGUGAAGCGGGGCCGCUUCUCGACGAUUCGAGGGCUUUAGAGGAGAACUAUAAAGAGAUUGAGAGGGGAAAGUCGGCGAACGGUUUGAAUAGAUCGAAGAAGUCGGUGAGGUGGAGCCAGGAAUUGGUGACGGAAUCUCCGAUACCGCGGACGAUGUCUUCCGACGACCUCCGUUCAAAUCCUUAUGUCGGUUAUUCUUCAGCUUCUGGAAAUGAUAAUCCAUCUUCCUCCAAUUUCAGAAAUACAAUGGAUAAUGUUAAAGAUGUCUUGGGAAGAUGGAGGAAGAAGGUAGGUGAAGCAACGAAGAAGGCUGAGGAUCUUGCGGGGAACACAUGGCAGCACCUGAAAACUGGGCCUAGUUUUGCUGAUGCUGCUUUGGGGAGACUUGCACAAGGGACAAAAGUUUUAGCUGAAGGCGGAUAUGAGAAAAUAUUUCGUCAAACAUUUGAGACGGUUCCCGAGGAGCAACUUCAGGAUUCAUUUGCUUGUUACUUGUCAACAUCAGCUGGUCCAGUGAUGGGGGUUUUGUAUGUCUCUUCUGCAAAGCUUGCAUUUUGUAGUGAUAAUCCUCUUUCAUACAAAGCCGGUGACAAGACAGAAUGGAGCUAUUAUAAGAACGAAUCCUUCAGAAAAAUAUAUCCAGGUCAUAUCAGUGGACACCCAUGAGUUUUGGUUCAUGGGCUUUCUCAACUACAACGGGUCAGUUCAGUGCUUGCAAGAUGCUUUGGAAGCGCACAACUUGCAAUUCGUGUGAUGAAUCAACCCGUCCUACAAAAGCGCGAUUUUGCAAAUCCGGUUAUCAUGCCAGGUCGAUUUUUUGUUGUUGUCAUAUAAGAUCUGUGAAGUUUAAAGAAGAAAUAAUAAAACAUACAUGCCUUUCUAAAUUGAAGUAAAGUAUAGGAUCAUUUGCUGGUGUUAUUAGAGAAUUAAAGUUGGAUUCUCUAUUAUUGCUCUGAACUGUGAUAGACUGAUAAUUGAAUGAGCAUUUUGCAAU
Cuscuta campestris is the source of this 1312-nucleotide messenger RNA. Lineage: Eukaryota; Viridiplantae; Streptophyta; Magnoliopsida; Solanales; Convolvulaceae. The record is from the annotation of a GenBank genome assembly.